This is a messenger RNA of Phycomyces blakesleeanus NRRL 1555(-), 1074 nucleotides long. RefSeq lists its product as hypothetical. Gene Ontology annotation, biological process: DNA-templated DNA replication; DNA repair. Gene Ontology annotation, cellular component: DNA replication factor C complex; nucleus. The record is from RefSeq and is a predicted model, not a curated record. NCBI's taxonomy places the organism in Eukaryota, Fungi, Mucoromycota, Mucoromycetes, Mucorales, Phycomycetaceae. Bases 1 to 1074 code for a protein of 357 amino acids. The transcript has 9 exons. Gene Ontology annotation, molecular function: DNA clamp loader activity; ATP binding; DNA binding.
AUGGCAUCAAGAAAUUUCUUUCAACCAACCUCUGCUUUCAAUGGAGGUGUAACUUCCAAUCUAGGCAUUAAAAACAAGAAAGAUUCAAAUGCUGAAAUCAAACCAUGGGUAGAGAAGUAUCGUCCCAAGAAUAUGAGCGAGAUCGCGUCUCAAGAUCAGGCAGUAAAGGUUCUCACAAAGGCUCUCACUUCAGACAAUCUCCCUCACUUGCUCUUCUAUGGACCACCAGGAACAGGAAAGACCUCGACAAUCUUGGCACUUGCGCAACAACUUUAUGGGCCUAAGCUGAUUAAGUCCCGCGUACUUGAAUUGAAUGCCUCUGAUGAGCGUGGUAUUCAGAUCGUUAGAGAGAAAGUAAAGAACUUCUCGCGAACAACCGUAACCCAGACCGUUAGUGAUUUCCCUUGUCCUCCCUAUAAGAUUAUUAUUCUCGAUGAAGCAGAUCUUAUGACCAAAGAUGCCCAGUCCGCCCUGCGUCGUAUUAUGGAGACAUACUCAAAAACCACUCGCUUCUGUAUCAUUUGCAACUAUGUCAGUCGGAUCAUUGAGCCAAUUACAUCCCGAUGCGCUAAAUUUCGGUUCAAGCCAUUGCCAACUGACGAUCUCGUAAACCGCAUUAACAUGAUAUGUGAUAAGGAGAAUGUGCAACUUGGACAAGGAACAAUGAAGGCAUUAAUCAAGGCAUCGAGUGGCGAUCUGAGAAAAGCCAUCACAUUCCUCCAGAGUGGAUCUAAUCUUCAUUCCAAUGAGCCAAUCACACCAGGAACAAUCUAUGAGAUGGCAGGCGUUGUCCCAGAAGAGACUAUGAAGACUCUUUCCGAUGCAUGGGAGUCAAAUGAUCAACAAAAAGUUCUGGAUGCAGUUCAAUACAUCAUUAACAACGGUUUCUCGGCAGAGCAAUUAGUGAUUCAGAUAUCUGAAGAAGUUACGAAGAACGAAAGACUUUCGACCCUUCAAAAGGCCCAAAUCUCUCAAGUGUUAGGAGAAGUGGAUCUUCGACUUAUUCAUGGUGCAGAUGAGCACCUUCAACUUCUUCAUUUAAUGUCACAAGUCACAAGUAUUGUAGCACAAUAG